Messenger RNA from Plasmodium gallinaceum, 1851 nucleotides. Its product is annotated as aspartyl protease, putative. The transcript has 6 exons. Gene Ontology annotation, biological process: proteolysis. Lineage: Eukaryota; Apicomplexa; Aconoidasida; Haemosporida; Plasmodiidae. The record is from RefSeq and is a predicted model, not a curated record. The coding region runs from base 1 to 1851 and encodes 616 amino acids. Gene Ontology annotation, molecular function: aspartic-type endopeptidase activity.
AUGGUUAAAAAUGGCUUCCAUGUUUUUAUAAGUAUUUUUUUGUUAAAUAUAUAUAUAAUAAAAUGUUCUGUUAACUACUUUAAUGAAAUUGUAGAUAAGAAUCAUUGUGAAACAUGUAAUAACAAAAAGAAAAAUGAUAAAUAUAGUGAUGAUGUCUUAAAUAAUGUAAUAAAUAAAAAUGAUUAUAAUAAAAACCUCUAUAAUGGGGAUAUAAAUGAAUUAAUAAAUCCUGUAAAAAGUUAUAACAAAAACGAGAAUAAUCAUAUUAAUAGUAAAAAAUUAGAAGAGAAUAAUUAUAAUGAAAUAAGAAAAAAAGAAGAAAAUGAAGAAAUGAGUAAUGAUGUUAAAAAAUACUUUUUAAAUUUUAAAAAAAAAGAAGAUAAUAAGUUUUAUACUUUAAAAUUGAAUGAGUUUAAUUUUAGAUGGAGUAUACCUUUAUAUAUAGGAUCGAAAAAAACAAAAAUAGAAUUAUGUAUAAUAACCUCUAGCUCUAUAACAGCAUUAUAUUGCACUGAUAGUUUUAAAGAAAAAGAUAAUUUGAAAAAAUUAAAAUACAAUAUAAAUGAAUCAAUAGAUUUGAGAUAUGUUGAGUGUAGAAGCAAAAGUUGUGAUAACAUACUAAAUAAUGAAUGCUUACCUUUAAAAAAUUAUUUUAAAAUGUUACAUGAAUAUAAUAUAAAAAAAAAAAAUUGUAAAGAUAGAUUUUGUGAUUAUAUAAAUAAUAUGAACUUUUUAAAUAUGAUUGAUAAAUUAAAUGAUAGAAAUAUAUCAGUUUGCUCAUUUAAUUCAACCAUAGAUAAUGAUCAAAUAAAGGGUUUUUAUUUUAAAGAUUCUUUUUAUAUCAAUAAUACUGUUAAAUAUUUUUACGAUUAUUUUGGAUGUAUAUCAGAAAGCGAUUAUUUAAAAUUUAAUGAAGUAUUAUCUGGUUUUAUAGGUUUAGGAAAUUAUAAUGAGAAUAAUAAUAAAAAAUAUCCAACUAUUUUAAAUUCUUUUAUUCAUAAAUCGAUAUCUAAGAAAAAUAUUUUUGCAUUAUGCUUUGUUGAGAAUAGUGGUCUUAUUUCAUUUGGUGGUUAUGAAAAGAGUAUUCUCAAAAAAAAAGAACAUAUUCCAAAAUUAGAAAUUAAUAGAAGAAAAAUAAUUAGAGAUAGAGAGGAAGAAAUGCCAGUUGAAGAUAUUGAUCAGUAUGAAAUAUUAUGGUUGCAUUAUUCUAAUCCUAAUAAAUCUAUUUAUAAUAUCUUUUUAAAGGAAGCUAAUGUAAAUUCUAAAUCAAAAAAAUUGAUCAAUACGAUUAAAAGAGAUGCAAUAGUUGAUUCAUACAAUUAUUUUUUAUCUCUUCCAGCAGAUAUUACUGCAAAAAUAAAAACUUUUAUUUAUAAUGAAUGUUCUGAUAAAACAAAUGAAUGUUCUAGAUUAAUUGAAAAAGGAAUAUUUGAAUUAAAAAAUAAAAAUAUAAAUAAUUUUCCUCAGAUUGAAUUAGUUUUUAAUGAAGGGACAUUAAUUAUAGAACCAAAUGAUUACAUAAUACAUGAAGGUGAUGGUAUUUAUAGAGUUUUAAUAAAUUCUUCAGGAGUAUUAAAAUUAGGAAUUCCAUUUUUUUUAAAUAAAUACUUAAUAUUUGAUAAUGAAAAUAAAAAAUUAGGAAUAAGUAAAUCUGAUUGUAAUUUCCAAGUUGAUAAUGAAAAAAUAACUGGUAUAGAUAUGAGUUUAUCUAAUAUGGAUGAUCAUGGAUUAAUAAAAGAUUACAAUGUUAUAAAUCAAGGAUUUUUUGAAAAGAAUAAAAUAGUUAUAAUUACAAUUUUUAUUUUAUUUUUUGUUGGAUCUAUAAUUGGAAGUAUUUUUUAUUUUUGUUGA